This is a messenger RNA of Porites evermanni, 774 nucleotides long. NCBI's taxonomy places the organism in Eukaryota, Metazoa, Cnidaria, Anthozoa, Scleractinia, Poritidae. The record is from the annotation of a GenBank genome assembly.
AUGUUAAGUUUUUUUCGCUGGUUGUGCUUUUUGCACGCAAUACAAUCAGUCUCAAGCAGCAGGCCUUUUCGUCUUGGUCAAUGGCUUCCUGCCGACUGGAACGUCACUGACGAAUGGUUGACCAACGUGAUCCACGAGUGUCAAUGUAAAUACAAAGAUAAGUUAGAAAUGCUUUUAACUCUUCAUCCAGCAGCUGAAGGCGACGAAACGCCUCUGUGUGUACUUCGAUCUACAGAUACUAAAAUUACAGAUAAGCACCUCCGUCUCCAUAAACCAGUCGAAGAUUUAAAGAAUGCUAUUCUCACCGACCACGAGAUCAACAUGUUCUUUCAUCAAAUGUUCUGGCAACAGUAUCAACUCCCAAACUCUUCAGAAGGAAUGAAAAUUCCGUCCUGGCAAUUGAUGAUAAUAAUAAUCGACCACAUCAUGACAACAGCUCCAAUGUUUAACAAAACUGCAUUGGUUGGCUUUCCAAUCAAUGCUAUCUUGAACUGGCCGAUGGCUACCACCGCUGGAUUUGCUGCCUUCCUGAACGACAAAGUCAACAGGUUGUUCAAGAACAUUCUCAAUUAUUGGGGAGAGUUCCUGUCAACUCCAGAGUCUUGCUAUGUCUUGACUGACCAUCCUCGACAUGGUUGGUUUGGUGAGGAUGCAAUGGAAGCAAUGCCAAACUUUGUUGAGAAGUUUAAAUGCGAUCCAGAUGCCCCUUAUUAUGGUUUCAAGUCAUGGGAUGAUUUUUUACCAGAGAGUUUCGUCCUGCAGUUCGUCCAGUAG